UAACUAAGGAACUAUUUAGAAUGUUCUGAGAUUCUCGGCGACCGUCCUCGCGCACGUAUCUAAUGCGCGGCUCAUUACGUCCUGUUUCUGGUUUAUGAAUUUUUGGGCGAAACGGUGUCGUCACCGGUUCUUUUAGAAUAAAGGGAAGUUAAAGGAAAGGAAGGCUGCAGAGAAGAUCGUCUUAUGCAGUGCUGUCCCUCCUGUCUCCAAUGCGUCCCACUUUAACUGCCUUCUUUACAUUCAUUUACGACGGUGGAGAGUGAGGAUGAAGGCGCUUCUCAUCCUCCUCUUCCUCGUGUCUCCCGGCAGAUGCCAUCCCAGCCACACCUUCCACAAAGUCAUCGAGAACUUCGCGGUGAGUGAGUACGGCAUCUAUGUGUCCACGGAGGACCACCUGUACCAGCUGAACCGUGGACUGCAGGAGGUGACACCGGCCCGAAGCGUGGGCACCUUGUUGAAGAUCUUCGUGGUGUUCGAGAAGAACGGCACGCUGAUCACCUGCAUGACUAAGAACUGCAGCCACUGCGAGGUGCUCGACCUCAAGAACAUCUCCAACACCAUCUACUCGGAGGCGGUGGCCGUCUCCCCGAUCGCCCGCGAGGACUCUGCCCUGGGCUUCCUCAUGCACCUGCCGGGGAGCGACACGUACCUGGUGGCCGCGGUCUUCCAGAGGGAGGUUCCCGCCCGCUGCCCGCGACGCGACGAGCUGGUGACCCUCAGGAACACCCAGGACAAGCAGUCUGGCGGGAUCUUCUCCGCAAUCGGUGAGGGAGAGCAGCCCCACAUCAAACUGAGCAGAAAACUUCUCGUGGUCCGCUUCGUGGACGGCUUCCAGAAGGGUCCUCGCGUGUACUUAUUCCUCAACAUAGAGGACAAAUCGCGGCCGCUGGUUCGGCUCCUCUGGAUGCGGAGCAGCUCCAGCAAGGCGGACGCGACCAACUCCGUGAGAAGCGUGACGCUCGAGUGCUGCGAGGACAAGGCGCGCGCGGAGCUCGUGUCCUCCGCGGACGUGGACGGCGGUCCCGCGGGCUUGUGGGCUGGAGUCUUCCGAGGGAACGAGACGAGCGACCCCACGAACACGGCGCUGGCGCUUUUCGACAUCACAGAGGCAGAGAGGAGGGUUCCCCGCCCCGACCCCUAUUUCUGCGACAGUAGUUGUCAACUUGGAGAGAGUGUUAAUGUAAUGGAUGCUAAGCCACUGGAGCCUUUGGCCGUCGUGUUUAAAUACCACUCGAUGACAGCAGUGACAGCGGUGUCCAUCCAGUCCAGGGUGGUUCUGUUUGUUGGGACGGCUGAUGGUCAGUUGAUCAAGAUUUCGCUGGACGAGAACCUGAAGCCCACCUGUCCAGCCAUCCUGCACAAAUCUGAAGAUGACCGCAAGUUCUCCAGAAUGAUCCUGGACCCAGUGGAUAAGAAGCAUCUCUACGUGGCUAUGGAGAAACGGCUGAUGGCGGUGAAGUUGGACAAGUGCGGUGACUAUUUGCACAUGAACAGCUGCUUGUCUGUGCAGGACCCCCUUUGCGUGUGGUGUGUCUCAGAACACAGGUCUCUGCUCACCAUAUGCAUGUUUCACAGUGAAUGUUUGGGACCAAAUAUGAUCUCCAUUAGCAAGAGAUCUGCACAGAAUACAAUAGCUGCAUUUGAAGUGGGACAGAUUUCACCUGAAAUGAUCAGGGUGAACCUGACUACCCUUCUGAGAUGGACUGGAAGUCCUGCUUUCUCAUGUGCCUUCACUGCUGUGGGUGAGGACCUCUGUGAUGGGACUGAUGUGGAACCAAGUCUCUUCUACUGUUCCUGUAGAUUCCCAGUGAAAAGAGUUCCUGCUGAAGGCCUUGAUAUCCAAGUGAGAAUUAAUAUAUCAGAGGAAGUUAUAAUUGAGAACUGGGUUGUAAAGAAUUGCUCCAGCAUAACAACAGCCUCAGAUGAUGGAUGCCAUGAGUGUGUCACAUCUGGCUGUAUCUGGAAUUCUAACACCUGCUCUUGGAAUUUUGGAAACUCAAGACAAACCCAGGCAAAGUGUGAUGACUUCUCUUCUACGCUGAAAUACUUGGAACCAAAAAUAAGUAGCAUCACACCAAACCAAACAUCCUUCUAUGGGAAGAAUAACGUUAUAGUGUCUGGAGAAAACCUUGGUAAUGUGGCAAAGAUGCGUAUCCAAGAAAACGUGAACUGCCACCCAAAGGAGUCGCCGGUGUUGACACGCACGUCGGACAAACUGACAUUCCACCUUCCCGGCGGCAACAAAGGCGUUGUGACCGUGUGCGCAGCGCUGCCGAACGGGAAGUGUUUCGGGUCCCAAAACGUCAGAUAUGGAUCCUUGCCAUUUUGCAAUGGCCUGUCGCCAAACACCUCCUGGAUCAGUGGAGGAAGGAAUAUAGCAAUCUCUGGUGAAAAUUUGAAUUUUGUGGAUGAGGUCAUUCACAAGGACUCUAAUUCAUCAGUUUCCAAGAUCUGUGAAACAUCUCGGAUUCUGAAGUACUUAUCUCCAGCACAAGAAAAAAAAGUGGCACAAGUCAAUUUGAAGGUGGCGAACAGCACGAUACCAUGCAGCAAUCUGAAAUAUCUACCAGAUCCACAGUUUACCAGAUUCAGAGCAACACCCGCAGGAAACCAUCUGUUUAUCACAGUUGCGAAAAAGGUGGAUGAACUGAACAUAAAUAUAACUGAGCUCAAGAUAAAUGCCACAGAGGGGGACAAUGUACAUAUAUGCACGCCACUUAAAAUUGAGGUGGGCAGCGAGGCAGGGGAGGACUCUGUGAUCUGCGAAAUACAAAAUCAGGCCCAAGCAAAAAUUCACUCCGUUAAGAUAUCGAUGGGAAAUUUCUUCACUGAGCUCCAAGAACAGAAUAACAAUUUUUAUUUACUUACACUCCUGAUCGCAUUGGCGUUUAUACCCCUUAUUAUCAUGGUGUUUGUUUAUCGUGUUAAGCAGAGGAAGCUGUCGAAGCAGAUGAAUGAACGUCUGGAAAUGCUGGAGUGCGAGAUCCGAAACGAAAUCAGACAAGGUUUUGUUGACAUGCAGACGGAAACGUCAGCGCUGAUUGAAAACGUCGGCACAAUCCCCUUUUUGGACUACAAGCAUUUUGCCUCCAGGAUAUUCUUUCCUGAUGCUGGACCUGGGACUAAGUGCUACAUCAGAGAUAUUGACCAGGAUCAAGACAAAAAGCAGCUAGAUGGGAGCUGCAUGGCUCUGGCACACCUCCUCCGAAACAAAGUCUUCAUCACCUCUUUCGUCCACACCUUGGAGGAGCAGAAGAAUUUCACUAUAAAGGACAAGUGCACCGUGGCCUCCCUGCUGACGAUUGCUCUGCACGCGGACCUGCCCUACCUGACGGAGCUGAUGGAGGACCUGCUCAGGGCCUUGAUGGAGCAGUCCAGUAACGCCCAGCCCAAACUCAUGCUGCGCCGCACAGAGUCCAUCGUGGAGAAGCUACUCACCAACUGGAUGUCCGUGUGCCUCUACGGCUUCCUGCGGGAGACCGUGGGGCAGCCCCUGUACUUGCUGGUAUGUGCACUGAGCCAGCAGAUCAACAGGGGCCCUGUGGACCGCGUGACCGGGAAGGCUCUGUACACGCUGAACGAAGACUGGCUGCUGUGGCAGGCCCAGGAGUUCAACGCCGUGACCCUGAAGGUGUCCUUUUCCGUCGCCUCGGGCGAGGAGAGCGAGUCCCUGGACGUGGUCAUACUGGACUGCGACACCGUGGACCAGGUUAAGGAGAAGAUCCUUGAGGCUUUUAAGAGCAAGUUUGGCUUCCCCUACAGCAAGCCGCUUGGGGAGAUAGACGUUGAGUAUGUGAAAGAAGGCGGCUCUCAAACGCUGUAUGAAGUGGACAGAAGCUCCGAGGUUCUCGGGGAGGUGACGUUACUGAACACAGUAAAGCACUUCCAGGUCCCUGAUGGAGCUUCUAUCAAAGUGAUCAGCAAAAAGGCCCACUCCACCCUUUCUCCUCAAGUCAGCCUGAAAGAUGAUCAGAACUUCUCCACUAAGUACUUCCACUUGAUUGAUCCGGACAUUGACAACAACAAAGAGCAGAACCCCGAGAGAAAGAAGUUAAAGCUCAAAGAGAUCUACUUAACAAAACUGCUCUCCACAAAGGUAGCAGUCCACUCCUUUGUUGAAAACCUGUUCAGAACCAUUUGGGGCACCACGAACGGCAGGGUCUCACCUGCCAUCAAGCACUUCUUUGACUUCUUGGACUCUCAAGCAGAAAGCAAGAAGAUCACAGACCCAGAUGUGCUACAUAUCUGGAAGACCAACAGCCUGCCCCUGCGUUUCUGGGUGAACAUCCUAAAAAACCCUCAGUUUGUGUUCGACAUGGAGAAAACCCCUCACCUCGAUGGCUGCCUGUCUGUCAUCGCCCAGGCUUUUAUGGAUUCCUUCUCUCUGGUCGAGCAGCAGCUGGGAAAGCACGCACCCACAAACAAGCUCCUGUACGCCAAAGACAUCCCUCAGUACAAGAAGGAGGUGAAGGCCUAUUACCAGCUAGUGAGGGAACUUCAAGGGCUUACAAACCUCGAGUUCAAUGACUUCCUGCACCAGGAGGCAAAGAAACAUGGAAAUGAAUUCAAUGAAUCGGCUGCACUCCGUGAAAUCUACAAAUACCUGGAGCGUUACUUCAACCAGCUCCAGGAGAAGCUGGAACAGAACUCAGCCUCUGGUGAGCUGCAGCAGCAAGUGCAAAAUGUAAGGCAGCAGUUCGAAAACCUGAAGAGCUGUUCUUGGGAAUAAACUCUGGGCCUGUGGUGCACGUCCCUGCCCAGUCACACAAGGCGAGGACCUUUCUUUUCAACAGCUACCAAGGAGAAAGUGCUGCAUGGUAAUGGAUAGUUGUACAGUUUUUUUUUUUUUUUUUUCUUGUGUGUUUGGUUUUGUCCUGAAAAAAAAAAUCUCAAAGUGAAUUUCCCUCUGGGAUUAAUAGUUUCAAACAUUCAUUCACUUCUCACAGCUUGAAAUACAGCCAACACUCAGGAACAGUGCCAUUGUGAACAUUUUUUUUUUUUUUUUUUUUUAAUAUACUUCACCUGCAGGUACUGACUGCUUUGUUAAAAUGUAUUUAUUUUAAAUAGUGUUGCUAGUUAGACUUCCCCUAAAUAAAACCAUGAAGCUGACUUGGCGCUGAAACGGCUUGCCAAGCAGCAGUUCCUGUUUCUACAUCAGUAUUGAAUCUCUGGUCUGAGAGGAACACAAGCUAAAUUUAAUUCAGACACUACAUUUCAAGAAGUACUUGAUGUUGCAGUGCUGAGUGAAAAAUUAAUGAAGGUUCCAAUUAACCUUAGUUCUAAGGGUUCAGUGCUUUAUCAAUGGUGCAUCUACUUUUUUGAGAAGUGUAAUACGUGUGACCCAGAUACACUGGAACCAGAAGGCACCAGAGUGUGGGGGGUAAAUAUUAACAAAGGAGCAGUCACACAGAAACUACAGCCUGCAAGACUGAAAUGGCACAAAGUCACGAACACUCUGUAAAACAUUUCAUUUACUGGGUACUGUGUACAAAACAUCUUAUGUACAGAAUAUAAAUAAAAUUGUGUUCCUAUGAAUUUUUGUUGCUUGCAUUCCUAAUGGUUAUAUAUACAUAUAUUCGAAGUCAGACUAAAAGAAUGUCAGCAAAAAUGAGCUGUUGACAUUAAGCAAAACCAUAUUGCUGUCUGAACGACUCUUCAGCAUUAAAAAUUUCAUGUUCACGUUAAAUAGUCGUAUAAAACUGGAAAAACAGCCCUGAAACCACCUAUACCACAGGAGAAAGCCAGCUAAGCCAAUGUUAUACCUGAACUUCACUUCGGCACAGAACAAAGAAUCAUACAGACAGACAA
Messenger RNA from Scleropages formosus (Asian bonytongue), 5808 nucleotides. RefSeq names its product plexin C1 (gene plxnc1). Bases 266 to 4729 code for a protein of 1487 amino acids. The transcript is spliced from 31 exons. Gene Ontology annotation, cellular component: plasma membrane; semaphorin receptor complex. Gene Ontology annotation, biological process: positive regulation of axonogenesis; semaphorin-plexin signaling pathway; regulation of cell shape. NCBI's taxonomy places the organism in Eukaryota, Metazoa, Chordata, Actinopteri, Osteoglossiformes, Osteoglossidae. The record is from RefSeq and is a predicted model, not a curated record. Gene Ontology annotation, molecular function: protein binding; semaphorin receptor activity.